GCUCCAUAGAGACAGCGCCGGGGCAAGCGAGAGCCGGACGGGCACUGGGCAACUCUGUGCCUCGUGGAGGAAAAUCAACUAAACAUGGGCAAAGGAGAUCCUAAGAAGCCGAGAGGCAAAAUGUCCUCAUAUGCAUUCUUCGCGCAAACUUGCCGGGAGGAACACAAGAAAAAGCACCCGGAUGCUUCUGUCAACUUCUCAGAGUUCUCGAAGAAGUGCUCAGAAAGGUGGAAGACCAUGUCUGCCAAAGAAAAGGGGAAAUUUGAAGACAUAGCAAAGGCUGACAAGGCUCGUUAUGAAAGAGAAAUGAAAACCUACAUUCCCCCCAAAGGGGAGACCAAAAAGAAGUUCAAGGACCCCAAUGCACCCAAGAGGCCUCCUUCGGCCUUCUUCUUGUUCUGUUCUGAGUAUUGCCCAAAAAUCAAAGGAGAGCACCCCAGCUUGUCCAUCAGGGACGUUGCAAAGAAGCUGGGGGAGAUGUGGAGCAACACCGCUGCGGACGACAAGCAGCCCUACGAGAAGAAGGCUGCCGAGCUGAAGGAGAAGUAUGAGAAGGAUAUUGCUGCCUACAGAGCUAAAGGAAAACCCAAUGCGGCCAAGAAGGGGGUCAAGGCUGAAAAGAGCAAGAAAAAGAAGGAAGAGGAAGAUGAGGAGGAGCAUGAAGAGGAUGAGGAAGAGGAGGAAGAAGAUGAUGAUGAAUAA
Messenger RNA from Onychomys torridus (southern grasshopper mouse), 702 nucleotides. RefSeq names its product high mobility group protein B1-like. The record is from RefSeq and is a predicted model, not a curated record. Gene Ontology annotation, cellular component: nucleus. NCBI's taxonomy places the organism in Eukaryota, Metazoa, Chordata, Mammalia, Rodentia, Cricetidae. Gene Ontology annotation, molecular function: DNA binding, bending. Gene Ontology annotation, biological process: regulation of transcription by RNA polymerase II.